Messenger RNA from Spinacia oleracea (spinach), 1643 nucleotides. Its product is annotated as COP9 signalosome complex subunit 6a. Bases 350 to 1276 code for a protein of 308 amino acids. Gene Ontology annotation, cellular component: COP9 signalosome. Gene Ontology annotation, biological process: protein deneddylation. Gene Ontology annotation, molecular function: metallopeptidase activity; protein binding. NCBI's taxonomy places the organism in Eukaryota, Viridiplantae, Streptophyta, Magnoliopsida, Caryophyllales, Amaranthaceae. The transcript has 9 exons. The record is from RefSeq and is a predicted model, not a curated record.
GAGUUCGAAUCACAGUACAAACCUACUAGUUCCCACCACUUCCCCUCCAUCUCCCCUUCUUUUGCGCUUCCGCCUUCUGCUGGAUUCCUGCUUCCAGAGUUCAAGGUGAUCUUCAAUUUCUUCAUCUUCUUCGUUUUCCUGCAAAAGUUUCGACUUUUUUUCUUCAAAAAUUCGUUUCGUUAAAAAUAAUUUUCUGCGCUUAAUUAAUUAAACCUGAAUUUUUAAACCUAAAACCAUCGCAAAUCACUUCUAUUUCCCCUUUUGAUUUCCCAAUAUCGUAAUUUUCGGCAGCAUUCCUACGCCAAAACCCUAACCUCCAAUUUUCUCUCUCCUCUACGGUACUGCAGAUAUGGCGGAAUCAUCAAGCAGUGGGCUAACCUUCAAGCUUCAUCCUUUGGUAAUUCUCAACAUCUCCGAUCAUUUUACCCGUGUCAGGUCUCAAUUACAGCAUCCAACACUCUCCAAUGGCGGCGAACCGUGUCCCCCGCCAAGGGUUUACGGCUGUGUGAUUGGUGUUCAGAAGGGAAGAACUGUUGAGAUCUUCAACAGCUUUGAACUUCUCUAUGAUUCUGCGACCGACUCUCUUGACCGCGCCUUUCUCGAGAAGAAGCAGGAGCUUUAUAAGAAGGUUUUCCCAAACUUUUAUAUACUAGGGUGGUAUUCAACCGGGACUGAUGCUCAAGAAUCUGAUAUGCAGAUACAUAAAGCUCUGAUGGAUAUCAACGAGAGUCCUAUUUAUGUCCUACUCCAUCCUUCCAUUAAUCAUGCACAAAAGGAUCUUCCAGUCAGCAUCUUCGAAAAUGAACUGCAUGUUAUUGAUGGUCUUCCACAACUAACCUUUGUUCGUUCGAGCUACACCAUUGAGACAGUUGAAGCGGAAAGGAUCUCAGUUGACCAUGUUGCACAUCUUAAACCAGCUGAUGGUGGUUCUGCUGCCACCCAAUUGGCUGCUCAUUUGACUGGUAUUCACAGUGCAAUAAAGAUGUUGAAUAGUCGAGUGAAAGUGCUGCUCCAAUAUCUUUCUUCUAUGCAGAAAGGUGAAAUUCCUUGCGAGAAUUCACUGUUGAGAGAAGUUUCAAGUCUUCUGCGGAGAUUACCAGCUAUUGAAUCUGGGAAAUUUCAAGAUGAUUUUCUGAUGGAAUACAACGACACCAUUCUGGUUACCUAUCUUGCCAUGUUGACUAACUGCUCAAGUACGAUGAGCGAGCUUGUCGACAAAAUCAACAUUGCAUACGACAGGCACAGUAGAAGGGGAGGACGGACUGCUUUUAUAUGAGCCUAUCAGCACCAUUAACCACAACCAUCUUUCCAGUUGGAGCCGAGUUUUUGAUUCUGAAGCUGAUUUUCUGGAUCAGGAAUUUUGGUAUCUUUGAUUAAAGAAAAAUGCGGCAAAUCAAAAGUAGAUUGUUAGAGAAGUUAGUAACUUAUUGCCUUUUGUUACAGGGUACUUCAGCAGUACAUUCUCUUGUGAUUUUUCGGUCUCCAUUUCAGUAAAGGUGGUUUCCUGAGUUCAUCAUUGUGUGACUGUGUCUAUGAUUUUGAUUUACUGUGGUGGGGAGGGCAAGUUAUUGGAUAUUUUGUGAAUAUUAUGGUGGAAUAUUAUGAUGGAAACGGAUCAAGGAAAAUUGGUGUGACUUCUCAUA